Spea bombifrons (plains spadefoot toad) is the source of this 2463-nucleotide messenger RNA. RefSeq names its product endonuclease/exonuclease/phosphatase family domain containing 1 (gene EEPD1). Gene Ontology annotation, molecular function: DNA binding. The coding region runs from base 356 to 2041 and encodes 561 amino acids. The record is from RefSeq and is a predicted model, not a curated record. Gene Ontology annotation, cellular component: plasma membrane. Gene Ontology annotation, biological process: DNA repair. NCBI's taxonomy places the organism in Eukaryota, Metazoa, Chordata, Amphibia, Anura, Pelobatidae. The transcript has 7 exons.
AGGAAACAGCCUGGAACGGGCUGGAGUGGUGGCAGGAGAUCAUCUCUACUCCUGACCGGUCUGCAUCAACCACUCCCACCUCCUACGACUUACAGCAGCCUGUCAACGUCCGGCUGAAACUAUUAAAUGCCUUUUGCAUUCUUGAAAGCGGGUGGCUACAGGGAUUUGCACAUGGAUUUCUCCUGCUCUUCAUUAGUGAGAUGCGCUGUAUCGCUUACAUGCAUAUAUUCAAAUCUGUGCAAGUGAUUUCUCCAGGAUUUGUUCUCAUCGUGAAGCUGAGCUGCUCUUAAAGAUUUGCAGUUACUAUUAUUGCUGCUUUGUUGCUUUCGGACCCAUUUAAUUGCGGAGCUGGAAGAUGGGUGGUAAUCUGGGUUGUCACAGGUCCAUUCCUAAGGACCCUUCUGAUCUGUGCCAGAAGAACCGUAAGUUCAGUGCAGCUUGCAACUUCAGCAACAUCUUGGUGAGUCAAGAGAGGCUCAAUAUUAACACUGCCACUGAGGAGGAACUGAUGACCCUUCCAGGAGUGACCAGGCAGGUGGCACAGAACAUAGUGGAGUAUAGGGAAUACAUUGGGGGCUUUAAAAAGGUGGAGGACUUGGCUCUGGUCAGUGGUGUGGGGGCUGCCAAGUUGGAACAGGUCAAGUUUGAGAUCUGUGUCAGCAGCAAAAGUGGCUCAGCGCAGCACUCCCCGAACUCCCUGAAGAAGGACUUGGAGCAUGGAUACCAUGGUCAGCACCUAUCUGCUGCUAGAUUUAACAUCAAUACAGCCACUGCUGCCCAGCUUAUGUGCCUCAGAGGACUGACCGAGGAAAUAGCACAGGACAUUGUCCAGUACCGAAACCAACACGGCCCUUUGAAAAGCAUUGAGGACCUGGCCAAGGUGGACUCCAUUACCAUUUCUGUUCUGGACAAAAUCAGACACCAAGUCUAUGUACAGAGGUCUAGACCACCUUCCACACAUACCAAUGGGGGGCUUCACUUCAUGGCCAAGCCUCAUCCAAGCCCUACCUCUCUGAGCCUACAAAGUGAAGACUUGGAUUUUCCACCUGGUGGUCCAACUCAACUCAUCUCUACUCGCCCUGCUGUGGAGGUUUUUGGAGGGGUGAGGGAAGGAAAGCCAGUGCUCCGGGUUGCCUCCUGGAACCUUCAUAACUGCAGCCUAGAUAAGGCCAGCAACCCUGGAGUGAGAGAAGUCGUCUGCAUGACCCUGCUGGAAAAUAGUAUCAAGCUAUUGGCUGUUCAAGAACUGUCUGAUCGAGAUGCCCUGGAGAAGUUUUGUUUGGAAUUAAAUCAGCCAUCUCUGCCCAACAUUCGUAAGUGGAAAGGGGUAAUGGGAUCGUGGAAGUGCGUUAUUUCCGAAAAGCCAUCAUCCUACUUAAACGAGAAAGCAGAAUUUAGCGGUUUUCUCUGGGACACAUCAGCUGGCAUUGAGCUGAAGAAUGCCACUUUACAAGAAAGCCUGCAGACCAACGGUAACAGCAAGCACACAUCUCCUCACCCGUUCCUCGCACAUUUCAAGGUUGGAAUAAAUGAAGUGACUCUGGUGAAUAUUCACCUGUCCCCUAACCUUGGCGAAGCCGGAAAGAAUCAUAACGACAGCCACAAAACGUCAACCUUUGGCCAAGCACUGCAGGAGACUCUGAAAGGUGAAAAGGAUUUAAUCAUCUUGGGAAGUUUUAGCCUUCCUCCAGACAGCAAUGACUUUGAUUGCUUGAGAAAAGAGAAAUUGCACAACCUGCUACCUGCUAACACCUUCACGAACAUCAGCACAAAGAAUCCACAGGGGAAUAAGUCCCUAGACAACAUCUGGUUCAGCAAGAGCCUGAAGAAGGUGUUCACAGGCUACUCUUUAGUUGUGAGAGAAGGCCUCACUAAUCCGUGGAUCCCAGAUAAUUGGUCCUGGGGAGGGGUGGCUUCGGAGCAUUGCCCCAUACUGGCAGAAUUUUACAUAGACAGAGACUGCAAUAGGAAGGAAGUUAUUCCCAAAGCCAAUGGAGUCACAGUGGAACGCAAUGAUUCAAACACCAAGCACGAAAGAUGAAAAAGUACAGAAGCAAAGUGAAGGAACAAGGGGUUUCCACCUUUUGCUUCGACUGUGAACCCUAAUCCAGAACUGCUACGCUUUCCAUAUCACAAAUAUUAACGUUUUGUUUUCAAGUACCCUCCCAAUUCUCAUGCUGUAAGUGGAUGUUUUAGAAUAUCCUAAUGUGAUAGAUCAGCUGCUAUCUAGCUUUCAGACUCAACUUUCAGUGGGCGCUUCAUGUGCCAGACAUGGACAAUGAAUAACGAUAUAGAAAACAAAAAGAAAGGAAAAAUACUUUAAAAUUUCUGUGAAACCAUUUUUUUUCCUUUUAUUUGUAAAUGAUUUCUUGUAAAGCGAUGCAAUAAUGUAAGACUGUAAAAAUGAGACCUUUAACACUGUCAGCAUUUUUUUCUCAAUUAAAUUAAUGAAAUUAUGUGAAA